UUGUAUAUUCUUCGACAGAAAGUCUUUCUCAUAUUUGCCUUUCUGUGGGGAAAAGAAAGCCUCUCCAGGAGUUUGUCUAGUAUUUUGGAAAUAUUGGCACUGAGUAUUCUCAGAACUAUUUAUUGAAGACUUGAGUGGAAGGUGAAGUUGAAAAUCGGAGGACAAAGGUGCAAUGAUUAAAUCAAUGACAAGUUCCAUUAAGAUAAUCUUACAUAAGUCUAAGAUCUUGUUGUCAUAUAUGAAUGUUAAGACAGUAUUUUGGCUUACUAAAAGUCCUGGAGAGCUUGUUUAAUAUUGCUGCAGCACCCUGGUAAGAAGUAAAAUAUCCUCGCAAUUCAUUUUACGAUUUCUAAUUAAACAUGAAAAAGUGGAUGACUUGUUUUUUUGCAUUAUAGUACAGAAAGGCUUUUGACAAAGCUGAGAGUGCAAAGAGGACAGAGAGCAUGGAGCUCCAAAAGGCUGUGGGGGAAGUAGAGAUGAGUCAACUUAAACAACGGGUCCAGGAACAAGAGGCUUUGCUAGCUGAAAGACAAGCAGAGCUGGAAAAGUUGGAGGGAGAAGUAGAAACUCAACAGAAGACAAUUGAUGAUCUAACCUGUCAGAAAUCACAGCUCGAGCAGGACGUUCAUCAGUACUGCACCAAGUUAGAAAUAGCAGUAAAAGACAAAGUUGUCAGUGAGCAGGAAUUAAGUCACACAAAACAGUUAAUUGAGCAGUCAGAAGCCAAGUGGUCUUUGGCUCAGAGGAAACUAGAGGAUGUCUUAAAGAAAACAAAUGAUGGCCAAGAUCUUAAGGAACAGAGCCCCAAACUUCAGAGGAAAAUAAAUGUGGAGGAUGGUACUGAGGAACAGCUGCACAGUCAAGUUCACACUAAAGAAAAUGGUCUGGCUCAGCAGCCAUUUGACAGUCAGUCGACAGUCAACAGUGAGCCCCAGUCAUCUGCAGUUAGAGAAAAUGACAGCAUGAUGGUGGAUGUCCUGCAGCAGAAACUAGAGGAACUAGUCUUUGUCCAGACAAGGGCAGAAAUGGCUGAGGAGAAAGCACAAAGCUAUGAAAAACUGCUGGAUGACAGCAACAACAGGCUGAAGAAUCUACAGAUUGACAUGGAAAGUGAGAGGACCAACAUGAGACAGAAAUCAGAGGAUCUCCAGCAGGAAUCACUGAACAUGAAGACAUCUAUCAGUGAACUUCAAGAGGAAAUCAGAUCUCUCCAAAGAGCAAAAUCCUCAUUGGAGCAAAAUGCUUUUUUCCAAAGCACUGAGGUUGAAGGCCUGAAAGAACAGCUGAAGAUCACCCAAGGAGAGCUGCAUAAGAAAAGCUCCACGGAGCAGGAAAAUAUUUACAAGAUUAGCAACUUAGAGGAAGAGUUAGCUUCCAAGCAGGCAGUAAUAGAUCAGCUGAAUUUUAAAUGCAAUGAGCUGACAAGGAUAAAUGUCUCCUCUGACAGUGAUGUUAGAGGUCUGCAGAUCCAAAUGGAGUCACUGGGAAAAGAGAGAACAUCUUCUGAGCAAAAGAUCAAGUCUUUAAGGAGUGAGAUAGAGAGCUGGCAACAGCAGCUUCAAUCAGCUAAGGAAGAAAACAACUUAAUGAAGAGAUCCGAGCAAGCGUUGCAGCUCAAAUGCAGAAGCGUCGAAGCAGAACUUCAAAAAAGUGAGUUAGUUACUUCUCAGUUGCAGAAACAGAUAGAUGAGUUAAAGCAGAUAAAUAUGGAGAUGGAGAAGAAUCUGAAGAACGUAAGAGCUAAACUCGAUCAGGUGACGAUGGAAAUUGACAGCAAGGAUCAGCAAAUUCAAAUCUUCAAGUCUCAGGUGGAAGGUACCAAAUCACAGGUUAGAAUUAUUGAGGAGGAACUAAAUAAGAAAUCCCAGACCUCCCACGAGCUUCAAAUGAAGCUGCAGGAUUACAGUGAGGAGGUAAGAAAAAUGACUGAGCUGCAGCACAAAAUCAAUACACUCAGUUCAAAUAUUGCCAUUUAUGAGAAAGAAAUACUAACUGUUAAAUCAGAGCUGAAGACAGUGCUGGUCGAGAGAAAUUCUGCAAAUGAAAAGAUCCACAUGCAAAAUGCAGAAAUUAAUGAUUUAAAUGUGAAGCUAAAGAAGAAAAAUGCAGAGCUUCAACAAGAAUCUGCUGAGAAUCAAAAACAUCUCAAUGAAGUCAAGGCCUUAGAGGAUGAGCUUUUCAAACACAAGCACAGUAUUAAAGGGUUAACUAGCAGCUCAGAGAAAAUUGCAGAAAACUUAAAGCAUGAGCUUUAUGCUCUUCAGAGCGACAAGAAUACAACAGAAAGGAAAGUAGAGACCUUGAAUGCUAAACUUUCAGAGUUCAGCUCUACCCUUCAAAGAACUAAAGACGAAUUGUUGAAAGAGACCAAAGAAAGAACAGCCAAAGAAUCAAAAAUAUUGCAGCUGGAGGCUGAGCUUCAGAAAAAUAAGGUGACAAUGAAAGAACUCCUGUCGAGUACUGACAAAUCCCGAUCAAAUCUACAACAUGAAAACAUGAUUGUCAAGAGGGAGAAAGCCGAGGCACUAGAGAAGAGCAUUUUGUUGGGAUCUGAAGUGAGAAUGCUGAAAGAAAAGCUGCAACGGGCCCAAAUAGAAGCUGAACAAAAGCAAAAAGAAAACAGUGUCCUUCAGCUGAAGUCCCAGCAGAUGGAGGAACAACUUGAGAAGUGCAAGAAAAUGCUAGAGGAGUUGAAAAGUAAACUAGAACUUCAGAAAGAGGGCUAUGAGAGGCAGUUGCUGCUAGUCCAGGCUGAAAUAGAGAAAAAGCUCAUUUUACUUCAAUCUGAAAUCUCAAGUGAAAGUGAGAAGUCAAACCAGCCUUCACGUAGCACAGAAUUAGCAGAGAUGUUUAACAAGUAUUUCAGAGAAGACGCCAAACACGUUAAAACAGUGCAUCAAACCACCGUGGAAACAAAGCAGCAAGCGGCCCAACAACUGCAGAUCAAAUACGACACACUGCAGCAAGAAAGGGCGAAGCUUGGACAUGACCUCUCACAGGCCAAAUCCCAGAUUGCCCAGCUUGAGGAAGACAAACUCAAACUCACCUCAAAAAUAAGUCUUUGCAACGAACAGCAGAAUGAGUCAGCAAAGUUUCAGCAGCUGUUGACUGACAGUGAGUGGAAACUGGCACUGAAGGACGAUGAGGCGAGAUCUCUUCGGGAACAAAUAGAGUCGUACGUCAAAGAGGUAAAAAGUCUUCAGGAAAAGCUUUUGACGUUCGGGGUCAGGGCGAAGACUGAAAACCAGAGGAUUAAUGAACAGGGAGUAGCUGAAACCGGUCUUCACUAUGUGGAAGACAAUGAGGCUGCUUUGUUGAAGACAGAACACACAGUGAUGCAGAGGACAGUGCCCUCAUAUGAAAGUGCUAAAAGCAACCUGGAGGACGAGAUUCUCAAAAUGAAAGUGUCCUCAGAGAUGUCACCAAUGGGGAAAGAAGUCAGACAAGAUAAAGUGGAAGUCAUUCAAAGCCUCAAUGAUUCACCAGCAAAGAAAGCUUUGAAUAGCUCCGCUUAUCAAACUCAUAAUGUCCUACAAAAAGACGUGCAAAACGUGACCAAUAAGAGCCAAAUCAAACCUAAUGAGUCCAUGACUGUGACGACACGUGGCUACCUGGCUCUGUGUGGACUAACAGGCACACAAAGCGCCACCAAGACAAGAACUUAUCAGAUCAAUGAACUUUAUGAAACUGUAAACACAUCAGACCAAAAAACAACAGACAGUGAAAGAAAACUGAGUGAGUUAUAUUCAACUUCCCAAAAGCUCCCAGAACACAAGGGCAACGCAAGUGUUCAAAACUCGAUCAAAUUCAAGUUCUUGGAUGAAGAGGUUCUGCGUAAGUUGGAGAUUGGCCUUAUCCCAGUCGAAGAGGCGCAAGCAUCGCUUGCUCAGUGCGUCGCCAAACCAACAACUAUUGCUGGAGUUUAUGUGGAGUCGAGUAAGAAAAAGAUGUCCUUCCUAGAAGCUGCUGAGAAGGGCUUCUUAGCAAAGACCUACGCUCUUGAGUUUCUGGAGGCUCAGGCUGCCACGGGAAGCCUUACAGACCUGGCCACAGGGCAAACACACUCAGUUGCUGAGGCUCUGGAGAGAGGCAUCAUAGAGACAGGCCUGAAAGAUAAACUGACGGAGGCUCAGAAAGCCAUCAGUGGCUACAUCCAUGCCGGCAAAAAGCUGUCGGUGUUUCAGGCAAUGGAGGAACGGAUUCUCGAUAGAUACAAAGGAAAGAAGAUCCUUGAGGUCCAGAUAGCCACCGGAGGACUGAUCAACCCAGAGAAAGGUGUCAGGGUGCCGAUUAGCGUUGCUCUUGAUCAGGGUCUAAUGAACUACGAGACACUCCAGAAUCUAUACGAUCCAGUCAGUAACCCCAAAGGUUUCCACAACCCUGACACUGGACAGAAAGUAUACUACUCUGAAAUACUGAAGACGUGCCUAUAUGACAUCGAUGGCGGUGUGUUUCUCUUCCCUUUUGGUGAGAGACAUCUGACAAACACCUCUCCCACGAGUUCUCAUAGAGCGUCUGUUGUCAUCAGCAGCUGUGGCACGGAAAUGUCGGCGUAUGAAGCAUUCAAGGGGAGACACAUUGACAAGAGGACGUAUCUGUUUCUGUCACAACAGGAAAGCGAAUGGCAGGAAAAGUUCGUAGUUGACGCCAAUGGCAGCCCUCUUCACGUCAUUACUGACGUUAAAAGUGGUCGACAGCUUUGUCUGGAGUCCGCUCUGAGUCAGAGGUUCCUUGAAAUGUCUGAGCUUGAAAGCUAUCGCAGCGGGCUUCUUAGCAUCUACGAGAUUGCGGACAUCAUAUUUUCAAGAAUGGUUGUUGUGGAUGAUGUUAACAGCCCCAUCGCUGGUCUCUGGGACGUCACUCAGAGGAAGAGGCUGUCAGUUCUUCAGGGUUUUCAACAGGGCUUCACUGAUAGAGCCACCGCCCUACGGUUGCUGGAAGCCCAGGCCUGCACUGGAGGGAUUUGCGACCCCUCUUCAGGGGAGAAAGUUACUCUCUCUGAGGCUCUUAAAAGGGGUCUUUUAGAUGAGUCACUGAAUCAGCAGCUCCAGCUGUUUGAGCAGGCUUUUAAUGGCAUUGUUCACCCCAAGACUUCAAAGCUGCUGUCUGUUUCCCAGGCCGUCCAGGAAAAUCUCCUCCCGAAAGAUGCCAGCUAUCGCUGUAUCGAAUUCCAGCUCCUCACUGGAGGGCUGAUAAACCCUGACACCCAUGAUAGAGUCUCGCUUGAAGAAGUCAUUCAGAGCGGCCUGGUUGACAAAGCUACUGCCUCCGCACUCAGAGAUGAGAAGUUCCACACAAAAAGCCUCACCUGUCCAAAGACCAAGAGAAGAAUCACGUUCAGGGAGGCACUAGAGAGAAGUGUGUACGACUGCCACACGGGCUUAAGGUUACUGGAGGCUUCAAAAAGUCAUGGUUAUGGAGCCAAAUCUACAUUUCAUUACGUUUGGGCAUAUAAUCAAUAAACAUUCGUAAAUACAUGCAUAUCCAUGGCAUAAAAGCAUAACCUCUAAGUAGGAUUUCCUUUGGUUUGGCUGUGAAGUUAGCUUGACUUCACUAUUGAAUGUUCUUUCUUGGUUUACGCACAUAUUUUAAUACAAGGGUUGAUGCAACUGACAAUUAUUCUCGAGCUUUGGUGUUUUUAUAAUGAUUAUAAAUGAAUUUUGGGUUUUCCCUUUUUUUUGUUUCCUGUUUUGUAAUGAACUUAAUCUGUUUGAAUUCUAGAGAUCUGUUGAUGAGGAGAAGAGAGAGCAUGGUGAUAAAGUUAGCAAACUGUUACACUGGA
Molecule: messenger RNA, 5782 nt
Organism: Chelmon rostratus (copperband butterflyfish)
Lineage: Eukaryota; Metazoa; Chordata; Actinopteri; Chaetodontiformes; Chaetodontidae
Product: desmoplakin-like
Exons: 2
Coding region: 444-5462 (1672 amino acids)
Biological process (GO): wound healing; intermediate filament cytoskeleton organization; skin development
Cellular component (GO): cytoplasm; cytoskeleton; plasma membrane
Molecular function (GO): structural molecule activity
Source: RefSeq, a predicted model, not a curated record